Molecule: messenger RNA, 1408 nt
Organism: Condylura cristata (star-nosed mole)
Lineage: Eukaryota; Metazoa; Chordata; Mammalia; Eulipotyphla; Talpidae
Gene: SERGEF
Product: secretion regulating guanine nucleotide exchange factor
Source: RefSeq, a predicted model, not a curated record
GAAGCGCGGGCCGAGCGUCCCCGCAUGGAGCGCGAGCGGAGCGCCCCGGAGGCUGCCCGGGCCGCGGCCGCGCUCUUCGCCUGGGGUGCAAAUAGCUAUGGGCAACUUGGCCUUGGCCAUAAGGAAGAUGUGCUUUUGCCCCAGCAACUGGAUGAGUUCUGUAAACCUGGGUGUGUCAGGAGGAUCACUGGAGGAGGGGGCCACUCUGCUGUCAUCACAGACGAAGGAAGACUUUUUGUCUGUGGCCUGAAUAAAGAUGGGCAACUGGGGCUUGGUCACACAGAGGAUGUUCCGUAUUUCACCCUAUGCACAUCCUUCGUCGGCUGUCCCAUCCAGCAGGUGGCCUGUGGCUGGGAUUUUACCAUUAUUCUUACAGAACAUGGUCAAGUUCUAUCAUGUGGUUCCAAUUCCUUUGGCCAAUUAGGAGUUUCUCAUGGACCUCGAAGAUGUGUGGUUCCCCAGGCCGUUGAGUUCCUGAGAGAGAAAGUUGUUAGUAUUGCUGCUGGACUGAGGCAUGCUUUAGCUGCUACAGCAAGCGGUACUGUAUUCCAGUGGGGAACUGGUAUGGCAUCAUCUGGACAGCGCUUGUGCCCUGGACAGCCUCUCCCACUGUUUUUGACAGCAAAGGAACCAAGCAGAGUGAUAGGUCUAGAGAAUUCUAAGGCAAAGUGUGUUCUUGCUGGCUCCACCCACUCGGCCUCAUUGACAGAUUCAGGAGAGCUGUAUGUUUGGGGAAGCAACAAGCAUGGGCAACUGGCCUCCCAGGCUGCUUUCCUUCCUAUGCCCCAGAAAAUAGAAGCACAGUUUUUUCAGAAUGAAAAGGUCACUGGCGUCUGGAGUGGGUGGACACACCUGGUUGCUCAGACAGAAACUGGCAAGGUGUUUACCUGGGGCCGUGCAGACUACGGUCAACUAGGGAGGAAGCUGGAAUCUCACGAAGGCCGGGAACUAGAAGAGCAGGAGCCACAGAAGAGCAUCCCCUCAUCUCUGCAUUGCUUAACAGGAGCAACCGAGGUCUCUUGUGGCUCAGAGCAUAAUCUGGCAGUGGUUGGUGGCGCCUGCUACUCCUGGGGCUGGAAUGAGCAUGGCAUGUGCGGUGACGGCACCGAAGCCAGUGUCUGUACCCCGAAACCUGUGCAGGCUCUGCGGUGGGCAUCGGGACUCCUCGUGGGCUGUGGAGCCGGCCACUCCCUGGCUCUCUGCCAACUGCCAGUUCCCUCUGCAAGGGACGAGGGCCCCAGGUCUGCUUCCUUCGACGCCACCCAGGACACUGAAUCUCGGGAAGCCAUGAUAGAGAGAGAAACUGGAAGGAAAGAACCAGAAACUUCUACUCAAAACCAACCUGACAGGUGCAGGGAUGGGGGGCUUAUGACGGAGACCCAUUAAUAAAGUCUCUUCACCACCCAAA